Messenger RNA from Arachis ipaensis, 1245 nucleotides. RefSeq lists its product as uncharacterized. Lineage: Eukaryota; Viridiplantae; Streptophyta; Magnoliopsida; Fabales; Fabaceae. The record is from RefSeq and is a predicted model, not a curated record.
AUGGCUAGUAAUGAGAGUUUUUUAGUUCUGGUGCACUGCAGAGGGUCCAUUAAGAAGAAAACGCAAUCGAAAAUUAAAUUUACUAAUGAGGACCCGCUGAGUGUUUGCCUCAAACCUUCGACGAGUUUCACUCAGUUUCAGAAUACUAUACUCCAGAAACUGGAGUUGCAUGGCAUAAAACGGGUGGAGAAUUUAUUCUAUAGAAUCCCAAUUUUUGUGUUGCACGAUGAUGUGAAGUACGAUUCGUUCGUCAUCGGAAAUGAUAAAGAUUUACAAGUUCUAUUCCAUUGUCAUCGUCAUUUUCCAGAGGUGAGGACCCAUAAGUUGUUGGUGAAGCUUGUGGAUGUGGUAUGUAGUUCUGGAGGUUCAAACCAGAAUCCUCAAUCCUCAAGAAUGCCAGCCUGCUCUAGUUCCAUGCUUGUUGGUGUCUCGUCAGCUAUUUUGGUGAUUGUACCUAAGGCAGUUUUAGUUGCAUCUCCAUCCUUUGUAACUAAUCUGAACUGCAGUCCUCGCGGAAGAAUAGGUAAGACUGAACCAUUAGGUGAGGCUGCGAUUGCGAUGCCCAGUACUCCUAUUAUGGUCCCAGUUUUCAGAGAGGAUGGAGUACCGAAUGGCGUUGAGGAUGUACUGCAUGAUGAUGAUGAUCAUAUGGAGCCAGCCAUGAUAGCUGAUGAUAGUAAUGAUGACAUAGCAAGGACUACUCCAGUUGUUAGUGGAAGAACAUCUAAUUUAGGAACUCAUCAGUACCCUCCGUAUUUUUCAACUUUGGACUUGGAUGCCAUGGGGCAGCAAGGGGAUCCGGGAGUACUUGUUGGUUUCGGGGCCAAAGAUACACAAAAUACAGUAACUGUAUCUGAAUUCCAAGUUGGUCAUCAGUUUCAGGAUAAAGAGGAGAUCGUAUUAAGCGUGAAGACUUAUAGCAUCCGCUGUGGGGUUGAGUACAAAGUGUUGGAAUCUGAUCAUCGCAAGUACUAUGUCAAGUGCAAGGAGUUCUGCAACAGGUGCACAUGGCUCAUUCGGGUUAGCCUCCGCCAGCACAGAGGUAUUUUGGAGGUAAAAUGGUACAAUAGUCUACAUACUUGUCUAGGCACGUCGAUAUCUAGUGAUCACAAGAUACUUGAUUAUCAUGUCAUAUUGGCCUUCAUACUACCCAUGAUUAGAGCUGAUGCUGCCGACUCGAUCAAGGUAUUGCAGAAUGCACCAGAGGCACACAUCGGGUUUAGACUAACUUACAGGAGGGUUUGA